Messenger RNA from Pogoniulus pusillus (Red-fronted tinkerbird), 1985 nucleotides. It is a transcript of the gene MED28, whose product is annotated as mediator complex subunit 28. NCBI's taxonomy places the organism in Eukaryota, Metazoa, Chordata, Aves, Piciformes, Lybiidae. Gene Ontology annotation, cellular component: mediator complex. The record is from RefSeq and is a predicted model, not a curated record. Bases 38 to 577 code for a protein of 179 amino acids. The transcript has 4 exons.
CGCAUGCGCGGUGCCGCGCUGCCCGGCGCGGAGAGCCAUGGCGGCUUCGCUUAGCGGCAUGUUCGCCAACCAGCCGCCUGGGCCACCGCCGCCAGCGGGGCCUCCCGGCGGGCCCGGCCCGGCCGGCCUCAUCCCGCCUGCGGCGGGGCCGCGCAAUCCCAACAACACGCUUGUGGACGAGCUGGAAGCGUCCUUCGAGGCCUGCUUUGCCUCGUUGGUGAGCCAGGACUACGUGAACGGCACGGACCAGGAGGAGAUCCGCACCGGUGUUGAUCAGUGCAUCCAGAAGUUCCUGGAUGUGGCAAGACAAACGGAAUGUUUUUUUCUACAAAAAAGACUGCAGCUAUCAGUUCAGAAACCAGAGCAAGUCAUUAAGGAGGAUGUUUCAGAACUAAGAAACGAAUUGCAGAGAAAAGACGCAUUAAUUCAGAAGCAUUUGAGUAAACUGAGACACUGGCAGCAAGUGCUGGAAGAUAUCAGUGUGCAGCACAAAAAGCCUGCAGAAAUGCCUCAGGGUCCACUGGCGUACCUAGAACAAGCAUCUGCCAAUAUUCCUGCUCCAAUGAAGCAAACGUGAUCUGUGAUUUUACAUACUGGACUAUUUUCAGCAAUGCAAAGCAAGGGUGGUGUUCUUAACUUUGUAUGCUCGUUUGUAUAAUGUUAUUUGUAAUACAAACAAAUAAUUAAGCAAUUUUUUUUUUUUGGUGCAAAAAUGUGGUUUGGUUUUAUAUGCAAAGCUCUUACUCAUGAUGCUUUCUGGUAGAAGUGUGUUUUCCAGAACUCAGCCUUUUCUUUCUAGAAAAAAAAUUGUGUCAAUUAAAUUAUUUGGUCCUAGCUCUCCCCUAACAAUAUCUUUGCUGGUAUGAUGAAAAUUUUAAGUUGUCAUUGUCCCUCUUGACUGGACUUCAGCUCACCUUGUGAAGGCGUCUCAGGAUAUAUAAACUGGAUUCUUAGAGGAUGAAGUGAAACUGCAGUCCCUGAGAGGGCAUGUAAUGCAGGCCUAAUCUUACAUAAAGAUGGUCCAAAAUAGUUACUCCCAAAAUAAAGACCUAUCACUGCAGAUGCUUGGUUAUCAGCACUGUCCAGUCUACAGAAUUAGGUACUACUGGGGUACAGUAUUUCAUAACCUUAAUGUAUCAAAUUGGAGGUAGAGACAGCAAAGGCGCCCUCUCUCUUUGUUAAUAGGCAGCAGAGUGCUAAAAAGCAGAGACUCAGUUGGAGGCAUUGCCUCUUAGGUAGCUGAGCCCUGCUGGUUAAAAUGAAACGGGGACUCGAAUUAUACAGCAUCUAAAGGUCAUGAAGAUAAUCCUAUCAGAAACAUGAGGCUGCUGGCUGCACAGUUCCCUGCCUUUCACAUUUGAUAAAGAAUUGGUGUCCUUCCUCCCAGUACCAGUUAGCAUGAUUUCACAACUGUAGUUACUCACCCACUUGCAUCAGGGUGGGCAUGAGAACAAUCCUGAAGUAGAAUGUACAAGCAUGCAGGUCCCAUGAUCUGGGUCUGAGUGUGUCAGUCUGACACCAGCAUAACAUAGCACUCUUGCAAAAAAGAAACAGACAAUCUACAAGCAAGUUUUAAUGGUCAUACUUACAUAUUGUCCUGAUUUUAUCAAGCUGAUGCAUAUAUUCAAGGGCAACAAGAAUAUUGCAAUGCUGACUAUACAAAGCAGUUAUAUUAAACAAACCAGAAUAUUUCUGCUUCAGCCUGCUAUAGACAUGCUAUUCUCAGGGUUAUGCUGCAUGCUGUAGAGCUUAAAAUCAGCUUAACAAAAACGUAUUAAAAACUUUUAAUUAAAUUACAUUGUUAUAUGCAGAUAGUAUUUUAAACAUCUGAUGCAGCAAAUACAUAAUAACCUACAGAAAUCACAGAGUUAAGAUAUUUUUUCAUCUAGAGCCAGAUUGACAGGAUGCAUUGGAGACCAAAUUGUACGUUCAUUGUAGUUGUGGAGCAUCUUUAUUAAAGUCUUCUCACAUAGCAGUACCCAAAA